AUGGAUUCGUUUGCUGGCGUCUCUACGGCGGAGAAUGUCUCGGUCUAUCGGAGUUUAGCGGCGGUGCAUUGCAUUCUAGGGUUUCGAUUUGGGACUUUGGGGUCCUACCUUUGUAUCGCAUUCACCGCCAUUUUAGUGAAUGGAUUUUCCUGCAAGGCAGAGACGAAUGUGACAGAAGCUGAUUUCUUCUUUGCUGGUUUAGCCAAACCUGGAGUUAUCAACAACACAUUGGGAUCUUUGGUUAUUGCAGCCAAUGUGGAAAAAAUUCCAAGACUUAACACAUUGGGAGUGUCUUUCUCUAGAAUAGACUAUAAAGCUGGGGGACUUAACCCACCUCACACACACCCUCGUGCCACUGAGAUUUUGUUUGUGUUGGAUGGUCAAUUAGACGCGGGGUUUAUCACCACAGCCAACAAGCUCAUCUCAAAGUCCAUUAAGAAAGGUGAAAUCUUUGUGUUCCCGAAAGGUUUGGUGCAUUCUCAGAAGAACAGCGGAGACAAGCCUGCUUCAGUGCUUUCUGCUUUUAACAGCCAACUUCCUAGAACCUUUUUUGUAGCUGCAGCUCUAUUGCCCAAAAACCACUCUACUACCUCGGUUCAGGUCCCAACCGAGGCAGUAGAAUCCGAGAUAUUGACUCGGUUCAGCAAGAACCGAGCAUUUGUUCCAAGUGAUCCAAACUUAUAUGUUGUUCAAUAG
This is a messenger RNA of Vigna angularis (adzuki bean), 696 nucleotides long. RefSeq names its product germin-like protein subfamily 2 member 4. NCBI's taxonomy places the organism in Eukaryota, Viridiplantae, Streptophyta, Magnoliopsida, Fabales, Fabaceae. The record is from RefSeq and is a predicted model, not a curated record. Gene Ontology annotation, biological process: plasmodesmata-mediated intercellular transport; regulation of root development. Gene Ontology annotation, molecular function: manganese ion binding. The transcript has 4 exons. The coding region runs from base 1 to 696 and encodes 231 amino acids. Gene Ontology annotation, cellular component: cell wall; plasmodesma.